Molecule: messenger RNA, 1854 nt
Organism: Cutaneotrichosporon cavernicola
Lineage: Eukaryota; Fungi; Basidiomycota; Tremellomycetes; Trichosporonales; Trichosporonaceae
Gene: vosA
Exons: 6
Coding region: 1-1854 (617 amino acids)
Source: RefSeq, a predicted model, not a curated record
AUGCCGUCGGGGUCGCUAUCUGCUCCAACCGCCACAACUCCGAGCAAACGCGGUCGGACUGCCAGCUCAUCGUCUGUCGCGUCCUCGCAGCACGAUGCACGCGCACCGUCAACGCCGGCCACCCCAAGGCUACCCUCCGCAGCUGCGUCGCAGUCGGGCCGCGAAUCCCGUGAAUCCUGGGGUAACCCACCUCGCGUCGCAAGCGGCAGCCGCAGCACGAGCGCGGGUGCCUCGGUAGCGGUGACAUCUGACCGUGCAAGCGAGCGCGCGCGCAGCACCGAAAAUGACGAAGACGCGAGGAAACGGUGGGAAGCCCGUCGUCAGGCAUAUUCUCAUCUCGCUCUCAUGAUUUGUCAGCAACCGCAACGCGCGCGGCUGUGUUCGUUCAAGGAGGAGAAUGAAACCAUCGACCGGCGCCCCGUCGAUCCGCCCCCCGUCCUCGAGGUCAUCUCUGACGACGGUCAAUAUCCUGAUCUCCUGGACUCGACGCAGUUCUUCAUUCGCGCGUCGCUCGUGUCAAAGGACCCCGUGUCGUUCGAAGACGGCAAGCCGUUCUACCAGCCGCAAGUGACCCAAAGCGGUGCCGAGGCCACAGCUGGCGAUGUCAUACAGACGCCCGAGCGGCUUCGCCACAUGGAUGGCACGCCUGGUGCACUGUGCAUCUUUGCCAAGCUCUCUGUGCGGCUCCCGGGGCCGUUCCGACUCAAGUUUACGUUAUACGAGACAUCGCCUGACGGGUUGAGCGAGAUCUGUGACACCGUGUCCGAGGGUUUCGAGGUCUACUCGCCCAAGCAAUUCAAAGGCAUGCACGAAAGCACGCCGCUUACACGUCAUCUCGCUACCCAAGGCCUCAAAGUCAAGAUCCGGCAGGGCAACGAUUCGCAGGGCAAAGGUGGCAACAAACGCCGCGCGUCGAGCAACAGCCAAUUUUCUCGCCAGCAGCAGCGUUCGCCAGGCUCCGACGUGCUCUCUCCUGCGCCACCCUCAGCGGUCAUUCAAACACCCCAUGUGCGAUAUUCACAGGGCGCUGCCAGGCCCAGGGGCGGUCCUGGAUCAGCACCGCCAUAUCCUUCGCAACGCGGACUCGUAUGGCAUGGGCAGUUUCCCUCAUACCCCGGAUACCACGAUUACGAGAUGGGCGCGCCAAGGCGUUCGCCGAUGGACGAUGACCGACCUCGAAAAGUGCGGCGCAGCAUGGGACACGAGGACGUGUACGCUGCCCACGACAUCUCUUCGCGCCUGGACAUGACCCUGCUUUCGCCGUCUAGCGACCUGUCUGCGUUCUCGCUGGGCAGCCGACGACCGGCUAGUGCAUCGUCAGCGCCGCCGUCGUCCCGUCACGACUGGGUCCGGAGAGAGUAUCCGCCUGGAGAUGAUGGGCUUCCGCACCUUGUUCUAUCGCCGCCGCUUGCCCAGUACUCCUCCAGCUCACGCGCUACCCCACCACCACACCCUCACGCAACUCGCGAGUUUGCGUACCCACGACUGCCACGCUUGGACUCUGCAUCGAGCCACCCGCAAUACCCGCCUGCUCACCACCGUCAUCAUGACAUUGCGCCUCCUCACGAAAUGCAGCAUCACGUCACUUCACAUUAUUCGCACCCGCAAUCGCAUCCGCAUUCGCAUCGCCACCCGAAUCACUAUCAGCACCGCGCAUCAUCGUCGCCGUCGUCGUACUCGCGCCACCCGCGCGCACUGGCAUACCGCCCUGGGUACCACACGGGUCCCCCUGCUCCGGCAUCCCUCUCACAGUAUCCCCCUGGUAGCCCACCUCCGGUGUUGCCUCCCAUCCGGCACUCGCGUUCACGCUCCCCGUCUCUGCAGCGGCACUACGACAGGGAGCCACGUGCCUAG